AUGUCAACUCAGAGUUCAGGGAUAGACUCAGAGUUUGUUGAACCUCCUUUCUGGAAUACCCCCCCGGACAAUGCUGUCUCCCGACUGAAGGCAAACAAAACACCUGGAUCCAAUGGCUUCAUCGGUGAAUGGUGGUGUCGGCUGGCGUUCGCCUGUCUGGUGCUGUGGACCACUCUGCAGCCCGCGACUCUGCACCGGCCCUCGGCCCUGCACCGGCCCUCAGCCGUCAACCUGCGGCGCUUCAUCGGCUGCGCUGUGAGGGAGUUCACCUUCCUGGCCAGGAAGCCUGGCUGUGGAGGCUUGCAUGUCACAACUGACGCCUGCUGGGGGCGCUGUGAGACCUGGGAGAAACCCGUGCUGGACCCUCCCUACAUCGAGUCCUACCAGCGUGUCUGCACCUACAACGAGACGCGCCUGGUGACCGUGCGGCUGCCCAACUGCUCGGCCAACGUGGACCCGCUGUACACCUACCCGAUGGCCCUGAGGUGCGACUGCGGGGUCUGUCUAACCAGCACCACCGAGUGCAUCACCUCCGUUUAG
This is a messenger RNA of Lampris incognitus (smalleye Pacific opah), 540 nucleotides long. RefSeq names its product glycoprotein hormone subunit beta 5 (gene gphb5). Gene Ontology annotation, biological process: G protein-coupled receptor signaling pathway; regulation of thyroid hormone receptor signaling pathway. The coding region runs from base 1 to 540 and encodes 179 amino acids. The record is from RefSeq and is a predicted model, not a curated record. Lineage: Eukaryota; Metazoa; Chordata; Actinopteri; Lampriformes; Lampridae. The transcript is spliced from 3 exons. Gene Ontology annotation, molecular function: hormone activity. Gene Ontology annotation, cellular component: cytoplasm; extracellular region.